Priceomyces carsonii is the source of this 1011-nucleotide messenger RNA. RefSeq names its product SDR family oxidoreductase. The transcript has a single exon. Bases 1 to 1011 code for a protein of 336 amino acids. Gene Ontology annotation, molecular function: oxidoreductase activity, acting on the CH-OH group of donors, NAD or NADP as acceptor. Lineage: Eukaryota; Fungi; Ascomycota; Pichiomycetes; Serinales; Debaryomycetaceae. The record is from RefSeq and is a predicted model, not a curated record.
AUGUCAAUUACAGUAUUAGUAACUGGAGCUACCGGCUUUAUAGCUCAACACAUAGUUGUUGAAUUAUUGAAAAAUGGAUAUUUCGUAAUUGGUACUGUACGGUCUAAAGAAAAAGGCGAAAGAUUGCAGUCUCUAUUAGAUUCGGAAUCUUUUCAAUAUGAAGUAGUCACAGAUAUUCAGAAAGAGGAUGCUCUUGAUGAGGUCAUUAACAAACAUCCCCAAAUAUCAAUUGCACUUCACACUGCUUCACCUUUUCAUUUCAAGUCGAAUGACCCCGAGAAAGAUCUCCUCUUACCGGCUGUUAAUGGUACAAAAAAUGCUUUAAAGCUGUUUAAAAAGUCGAUUAAUAUUACAAGAGUUGUUGUUACGUCCUCAUAUGCGGCUAUAGCACCAGCAAAGAAGGAGAUUGACCAUUCAUUUACAAUUUCGGAACUGACUUGGAACGACGUUACUUGGGAAGAAGCUUUGACGAAUCCGAUUUCAGGAUAUAGGGGGUCAAAGACAUUUGCAGAACGAGCUGCAUGGGACUUCACUGCUGAAGAAAAACCUGAUUUUGUUCUUACGACGGUCAACCCAGGAUUUGUAUUUGGACCCCAAGCUUUUGAUAGUGAUGUUAGAGAGACUUUGAAUACAUCAUCAGAAGUCAUCAAUUCCGUAAUUAAACUCAAAGAAGGCGAUGAUAUCCCAGCUUUCAAAGGGUGCUUUGUUGAUGUUCGGGAUGUCGCACAGGCCCAUUUGGUUGCCUUUGAAAAGGAAAGUACUAAAAACAAGAGGUUGUUGAUGUCUGCCGGAAGAUUUUGUACUCAAGACAUAUUGGAUAUUCUCAGAAGUAAUUUUCCAUCAUUAAAGGCUAAACUUCCAGCAGGUGAGGUUGGAAGUGGCCCCUCUGUUACGGCCACUUUAGCAAAAAUUGACAAUUCUAAAACCAAGGAACUCUUGGGUUUCAAUCUAAUUCUGUUGGAAAAAUCCGUCAUCGAUUCACUGAGUCAAAUUCUUGAAGCCAAAAAGUAG